Pelmatolapia mariae (spotted tilapia) is the source of this 1432-nucleotide messenger RNA. Its product is annotated as hydroxysteroid 11-beta-dehydrogenase 1-like protein. The coding region runs from base 84 to 947 and encodes 287 amino acids. The record is from RefSeq and is a predicted model, not a curated record. The transcript has 6 exons. Gene Ontology annotation, molecular function: oxidoreductase activity. Gene Ontology annotation, cellular component: intracellular membrane-bounded organelle. Lineage: Eukaryota; Metazoa; Chordata; Actinopteri; Cichliformes; Cichlidae.
UGUUUUCUCAAACUGGGAUUGUGAAAGUUGGUAGAAACUUCUAAAGCUUAGCAUUUCCGAUCAGCUGCUACCAAAUUGCCAUAAUGGGUGCUGUCACAAAAAUUAUUUUAGCUAGUAUAUGUGUUGCUUUCCUGGCUGCCAAAUGGACUUCACCCAGAUUUGAUGCCGAUUCUCUCAAAGGGGCUAGGGUACUGGUGACUGGGGCCAGUACAGGUAUUGGUGAACAAAUGGCGUAUCAUUACGCCCGCUUUGGAGCCAAAAUUGUUAUCACAGCAAGGAGGGAGAAAGUCUUACAGCAGGUAGUAGAAAAAUGUCUGAGUUUAGGAGCCCAGAAAGCUUUUUAUAUAGCAGCAGACAUGGCGAAUGAGGCUGACCCUGACAAAGUGGUGGAUUAUGCUCUGGAGAAGCUGGGAGGUUUGGAUUACCUGGUCCUCAAUCACAUUGGGCCUAGCCCCUUCAGCAUGUGGAAGGGAGAUGUGGAUCACACCAAAUGGCUGAUGAAGGUCAAUUUCUUCAGCUAUAUUGAGAUGGCCUGGAAAGCUUUGCCCUCCCUUGAGCAAAAUAAAGGAUCACUGGUUGUUGUCUCAUCACUCUUAGGUAAAAUAACUUCUCCUUUCGUGGCGCCAUAUUCCUCAACCAAAUUUGCCUUGAAUGGGUUUUUUGGGUCUCUUCGUCAUGAGCUGGCUAUGAAGAAGAGCAACGUGUCCAUCUCUGUCUGCACACUCGGUCUCAUUGAUACCGACUCAGCUAUGGAGAAAGUCCGGGGUGUCACUGAUGUACCAGCCUACCCCGCCACAGAUGCUGCAUUGAACAUCAUCAUUACGGGAGCUACAAGGCAGCCAGAGCUUUUCUACCCUUGGUUCACAUACUUUAUAGCUAUCACCAAAGACUGGUUUCCUUCUGUCACAGAUUAUAUAAUCCAGAACUCCUACAACUACAUCCCAUGAAGAGCAUUUAUUCAGCACAACUGAAACACAAUUAUACAUGUUCCUAAUUAUAAAUAUCAACAUUUAAUUUGGAUUUUGGCCUAGCUCGUUGACAUUUUGAUGCACCCAGUUUUGUGGGAACAUUUCUGACAAUUCAGUUUCCACUUUUCUCAUCAUUUCUUUGAGAACAGUCCAGUAAUAAAAUGUAUACAGAUAGAAAAGCUCAGGACUUAGGAUUUUACUUUUUAGGCUACUAUUUUAACAUUUUAGACAUUAGUGUCUGUGUCAAUAGUACAGCCACUGCUGUCCAAACAUUAUUGCACUAGUACUUGAAAACUCAGAAGAAAAAAGUCUGAUUUACUACUGAUAAGACAACCUCACCCCUCCAUUCAGCCCUCCCGCACACAGACACAAUACUUCACAUGAGAUUUGGUUAUGAAAUAAAUGAAUAUGUUUCAUGUUGCUGCUGAUAAAGAACACAAAACAAUAAACCAGCUUCCUCCUGA